GUUCUCGACGUUUUUUAAUCAUCAUCCGGCUCGAACGGGUGUAUCUACUUUGAGGUUUAUUAAUGAGGAAGAGUAUUCUAUUUUGAUGGUUGGAUCUGAUGAAGGGACGAUUCGAUUGUAUUCUGGAUACGAUACACCGACUCCGACGCUGGUCUCAUCGUUUCGGGCCGUGUCACCCUUUUCGGCGCUUGUGAGUGAUUGGGAGCAGAGUUCUGGAGUGUUGGUGUGUGGAGGUGAGAAGGAGACUAUUCGGGUUUGGGAUGCCGGAAAAGAGUCAUGUGUCCAGAGUAUUUAUACAAAGAGUCAGGCGAUGGUUACGUCGCUUACGCUGGAAAAAGGGGGUCACCUCCUUGUAGCUGGAUACGACAAUGGAAAUUUGGGUGUGCAUGAUAUGCGGAUGCCUUCUCGGGAUAGUCUCGUCAAAACAUACACGGACCACCCUACCGCGAUUCUCAAGACGGGGUACCAAUCAACUGAAUUCUGUUCAGUCAGUACCGGCCAAAUCCGACUCUGGGAUAUCCGACAUGGGACGAACAGAGUUGUGGAGGGUGAACACGAUACGGGUGUGGUGGAUAUACAUGGAGUGGUUGGACUUGUUGGAUGGGGUACAAAAACCAAACUCGAUAUACGGGAGGCAGCUACUGGCCGCUCCAUCGCCAUGACGAGGCAUCAUGAUGGGUUCUUAUCGUCUGGACGGGCGUGGGGGGGUGUCACGGCUUUGGCCUUUCAUCCAAGGAGGGUGGUGGUGGGUGCUUGUGUGGGCGGUGUGGGUGUAUCGGUGUUUAGUGCCGAAAAAGGUGCAUAAAAGCAUUUUAGAAUCGAAAACUGUAUAUUUUUGUUUUUGUGUAAAUUUUAUUUUCGUACUGGUUUGGGGACUAGGCUUUUUUUGGCUGCUGCGUACCCCGCCUACCCCAAACAAAAAUAAUAAACAACAAAUCAAUA
Spizellomyces punctatus DAOM BR117 is the source of this 942-nucleotide messenger RNA. RefSeq lists its product as uncharacterized. The transcript has 5 exons. Gene Ontology annotation, cellular component: TORC1 complex; cytoplasm. The record is from RefSeq and is a predicted model, not a curated record. Bases 86 to 805 code for a protein of 239 amino acids. Gene Ontology annotation, molecular function: protein binding; protein-macromolecule adaptor activity. Gene Ontology annotation, biological process: TOR signaling; cellular response to starvation; regulation of autophagy. NCBI's taxonomy places the organism in Eukaryota, Fungi, Chytridiomycota, Chytridiomycetes, Spizellomycetales, Spizellomycetaceae.